Molecule: messenger RNA, 741 nt
Organism: Zeugodacus cucurbitae (melon fly)
Lineage: Eukaryota; Metazoa; Arthropoda; Insecta; Diptera; Tephritidae
Exons: 4
Coding region: 133-645 (170 amino acids)
Source: RefSeq, a predicted model, not a curated record
UUAAUGCUUUCCGAAUUACGUCGCUACGCAACCGUAUAAAUAUUGCUGCGCGAGCUGUAUUUUUAGCUUACUAAUUUUUAUAAUUCUACAUUAUUGUUCGAAAGGAGAAAGGAAUACUUAAGGAUUUACAACAUGGCUGCAACUAAUUCUUUGAUUUUAUUGAUUUUCGCCAUUGCAAUUGAAGUGACUUUGGCCUGCAACGGGUACAAGGCUAGAAUUGUAAAGUUGGAAAAUUGCGGUGGUUCCGAUGCCGUUAUUACUUUGGACGAGGCUUUUUCUGUGAAGCUUAAUAAGAAGUGUGAAAUUGUACCGUCUGGCUGCGUAACAAACAAAGCCUUCAGCACAGCUGUUUCGAAGUUUAAAUUGCAAAAGGAUGGCGUCGUAUUGAAGGAGGGUAAAUUCGACCUCUGCGCAGCCGCCGAACAUGUUUCGAAUGAAGCAAAGGAUAUGCUGAAGCUAUUUGGUGCACCAGCUAGUUGCCCCGUGCCAGCCGAGAAAAUAUGCGCAAACGAUCAUCGUGUAGACUUGUCCAAAUACAAGGCAAUGUUGAGCAUGGCCAAAGGCAAUAUUAUUCUCGAUUCGGAUAUUACACACGACACUGGUAAAUCAUGUUUCCACAUUGAGCUGGAGAUUUCAAAAAGCUAAAUCAGUUACUGUAAUGUAAUCCAAUAAGCAAAUAUUUUAUGCUUUAUUGAUGUUAAUUUAAAUGAAAUAUUUUAAUAAAUUCAAGCAAUUCAUCAA